CUGAUCCCAUGUGCUUCCAUUCAGACUGUCUGCAAGUGAAGGCCAUGCUCCUGGCCGCACAUUCUGGCUCUUGAGUUUGGAGAAGUGGGUGACUGUACACAGGGAAGAACACUGUGCUGGCUGCACUUCCAGUGAUGCCACCAAUGCUCAUGGCUCCCUCCAGCUCUGCCCAGAAGUGCCUCUUGGAGGCGGGAAUCAAUGGAGUUUGUCAAGCUGAUGCAUGGGUUUGCUAGAAUUGGCCUUAGAAUUAAAACCCCUCAUGUGGCCUUUUCAGAUAUGCAUUUGAGACAGAGUUCUGUGUAGAGGCUGAAAUGUCUGGAAGAAUUCUUGUUUCUGUCACUACUUUUCCUGCCUUUUUGCAACUCUGCCUGAUUUCAAUGAUGUGAUAUUUAGAGGGACACCUUCACCGAAGUCGUUCUCCAAAAAGACACAUCUGGCCAAAGAUUGUCUAUAUAAUCCACAAUGGCCAGUCAGCCACCAGAAGACGCUGCAGAGUCUCAGGUCUCCGACGAACUUGAGUGUAAGAUCUGCUAUAAUCGAUACAAUCUGAAACAGAGGAAACCCAAAGUGCUGGAAUGUUGUCACAGGGUUUGUGCCAAAUGCCUCUACAAGAUCAUAGAUUUUGGGGACUCCCCCCAAGGUGUCAUCGUCUGUCCCUUCUGUAGGUUUGAGACAUGCCUGCCAGAUGAUGAAGUUAGUAGCCUGCCCGAUGACAACAACAUCCUCAUAAACUUGACUUGUGGGGGCAAAGGCAAGAAGUGCCUGCCAGAAAACGCCACCGAGCUGCUGCUGACCCCCAAGAGGCUGGCCUCUCUCGUCAGUCCUUCUCACACUUCCUCCAACUGCCUGGUUAUAACCAUCAUGGAGGUGCAGAGAGAGAGCUCCCCAUCUCUCAGCUCCACUCCUGUGGUAGAAUUUUAUAGGCCUACAAGUUUUGACCCUGUUACCACCGUGUCACACAACUGGACUGUGUGGAACUGUACCUCCCUGCUGUUUCAGACAUCCAUCCGGGUGUUGGUUUGGUUGCUAGGUUUGCUCUACUUCAGCUCCUUACCCUUAGGGAUCUACCUGCUGGUCUCUAAGAAGGUCGCCCUUGGGAUCAUCUUUGUUAGCCUUGUCCCUUCGAGCCUGGUUAUUCUGAUGGUGUAUGGUUUUUGCCAGUGUGUGUGUCAUGAAUUUCUAGACUGUACAUUACCUUCUUAAUUGAUAUGCAAACUAAGAAAUUGGACACACAUUGCUAUGUUUCAAGUUAGGUAAUUUAUCACAGAUUUUAUAUUCUCUAUGUUUAGACAUAUUGGCCAUAUGUCUGUGGUCCAUUUUUCCAUCAAAUGUUGACACAGUUGGUUUUCAUGCGUGCUGAAAGUACAAAUGUUUAUUUCUAUUUAGGUGUUAGCAGAGAAGCAAAAAUAUGUAAGCUAAGCCUUCAUGGAGCUCUUUCCAUGAGUCUUCCCAGAGAAAGGUCAGGAUUUCACUCAGUCAUUCUAGGUGGACCCUGAGGAGGUGGGUAGAAGUAUUAGCCUGCAGUAGAAUCUUCAUGGAAAAUUAGGAAUGACCUGAUUCCUCUUCUCAUCAUCGUUGAUAAUCUACCAGUGUACCGGUUAAUAAUGAAGAUUUUGUAAUCAAAGAAAACACGAUAAUUUCAAGAGAAAUAUCAAAAGUGCUUUAUUCAAAGUAAUGUCCAUCACUAGCUACACAUUUCCCCCAUGUUUCAGGAAAUUUGUGGACCCCGUCCCAACAGAACUUGUCUUGUUUUGAGGCAAACCAUUUACUUUUCCACUUCUUUGUAUGUUUUGAAGUGUUGCUCAGAAAGUGAGUGUGCCAUCGACUGGAACAAGUGGUAAUCUCAAG
Pipistrellus kuhlii (Kuhl's pipistrelle) is the source of this 1848-nucleotide messenger RNA. It is a transcript of the gene RNF182, whose product is annotated as ring finger protein 182. The coding region runs from base 463 to 1203 and encodes 246 amino acids. The transcript is spliced from 3 exons. Lineage: Eukaryota; Metazoa; Chordata; Mammalia; Chiroptera; Vespertilionidae. The record is from RefSeq and is a predicted model, not a curated record.